Messenger RNA from Brassicogethes aeneus, 3254 nucleotides. Lineage: Eukaryota; Metazoa; Arthropoda; Insecta; Coleoptera; Nitidulidae. The record is from the annotation of a GenBank genome assembly.
AGAAAUGACAUUAAAAAAAGCGCGAAAUAACAUCAUUCUGUAAUCUGUUCUUUUUGUGUUAAUUUAAUACCGUUUAUCUAUAAAAUACGAUGGCAUCGAAGCGCAAAAACGAUGCUGGCUCGAAAGGAUCAAAGAAAUUUAAAAAUGAUCCAUUCUUUCGCCCCCCGGUUGGGGAUCUCAACAAAAAUGAUGAUUUAAUUUUUCAAGAGUUGGAGUUGGAUUUUUAUGUGGGAAGUGUUUACCCUGGUAUGCCAGGGGCACAAUCGGGCAUGGUCCCGAUUAUGAGAAUGUUUGGUAUUAAUAAAAACGGAAAUAGCGUUUGUUGUCAUGUUCACGGUUUUUCGCCGUAUUUAUACGUUAAUUUACCCGAUGAUUUUAAACAGGAGGAUCUGGGAAAAUUUAGGAACAAACUCAAUGAUUCUCUAUUGGCGGACAUGAAAGGAAAUAAGGAAAACAUUUCAGAGGCUUGUUUGAUGGUUGAGAUUGUUAAGGGUAAAUCUUUGUGCGAAUAUACGGGGGAAAAUGAUUUGACAUUUGCCAAAAUCACUGUUGCACUACCUAAAUUUAUACCGGCUACAAAAAGAUUAUUAACAACGCAGAUUGUGUAUGAACCUCUCCAAAACCACGUUUUUAACGUUUACGAGGCCAAUGUUGACAUAGAAACAAGAUUUAUGGUUGAUAGAAACAUUCUGGGUUGUUGUUGGAUUCAAAUACCCGGUGGUAAAUGGCAUUUAAGGACAAAAACAUCAAAUUUUCCUAUAACAUCCAGAUGCCAAAUAGAAAUCGAUGUUUCCUAUGAAGAUUUCAUAUCCCAUGACCCAGAAGACCCAGAAUGGGCAUCAGUAGCUAAAUUUAGAAUACAUAGUUUUGAUAUCGAAUGUGCUGGAAGGAAAGGUGUUUUUCCUGAAGCAAACGUAGACCCAAUAAUUCAAAUAGCCAACGUGGUUGCUCUGCACGGCGAGCACGAAGACGUAGUUUGUCGUAACAUUUUCACGUUAAAAUCCUGCGCGCCCAUUGGCCAUGCCGAAGUCAGAUCGUUUGAAAUAGAGGAAGACAUGCUAAACGCCUGGGCCGAUUUCGUUCGAGAAGUGGAUCCGGACAUUUUCACCGGCUACAACAUCAACAACUUCGACUUCCCCUUUCUGCUCGACAGAGCGAAGCACUUGAAGCUACCGCAGUUCGACUACCUGAGCAGAAUUUUGAACACCAGGUCGCAAGUCAAGGAAACCGUCACGCAAACCAAAAUCGGCAAGAGAACCUACAAAACCAUCAAUUUCGAGGGCAGAGUGCCCUACGACGUGUUUCUAAUCAUGAAGAGGGACUUCAAGUUGAGAUCCUACACUCUCAACAGCGUCUGCACCGAAAUUCUGGGCGAGCAAAAGGAGGACGUGCACUACAGCAUCAUCACCGACUUGCAAAAUGGCGACGAACAGACAAGAAGAAGGUUGGCAGUGUACUGUCUAAAAGACGCCGAGUUACCGCUAAGGUUGCUCAGAACCGUCCAAAGUUUCACGAACGACGUCGAAAUGGCCAGGGUUACAGGCGUACCAAUUACCAGUUUGAUAACCAAAGGCGAGCAGGUUAAAGUUGUGGCGCAACUUCUAAGACACGCGAGAAAACAAAACUACUUCAUGCCGACGCAUCACGGCGCGCCUAGUUCCGAACAGUACGAGGGCGCCACCGUCAUCGAGCCGAUCAGAGGCUACUACACGGAUCCCAUAGCCACCCUCGAUUUCAGCUCGCUGUAUCCCAGCAUCAUGAUUGCGCACAAUCUGUGCUACACCACUCUGCUGAGAGAACCUAUGAGAAAAUCGCUUGGUCUUACCAACGAUCAAAUAACAUUCACGCCGGCCGAAUGCAUGUUUGUCAAAUCUACGGUGCGGCCGGGUUUGUUGCCGCAACUACUUCAACAUUUGUUAUCGGCUAGAAAGAAGACCAAAGCUUUGCUUAAGGACGAAACGGAUUCCAUAAUGAAAACAGUCCUGAAUGGUAGACAGUUGGCUUACAAAAUAUCCGCCAACUCUGUAUACGGUUUUACUGGCGCACAAGUGGGAAAAUUACCCUGUCUGGAAAUAUCCGGGAGUGUAACCGCAUACGGGCGUACGAUGAUAGAGCAAACCAAACAAGAAGUGGAACAACAUUACCGAAUAGAAAAUGGCUACGAAACCGACGCCAAAGUUAUUUACGGUGAUACCGAUUCCGUUAUGGUGAACUUUAAGGUUAAAACUUUAGAGAGAAGCAUGGAAUUAGGUAGAGAAGCAGCAGAAUUGAUAAGUGCCAAGUUUAUAAAGCCUAUUAAACUUGAAUUCGAGAAGGUUUAUUUCCCCUAUUUAUUGAUUAACAAAAAACGUUAUGCCGGGUUAUACUUUACAACUCCCGAAAAAUACGAUAAAAUGGACUGUAAGGGCAUUGAAACAGUCAGAAGAGAUAACUGUACUCUCGUGGUGGACGUUAUCAAUACUUGUCUGCAAAAACUUUUAAUUGACAGAGAUCCCGACGGAGCAAUCAACUACGCGAAACUGGUCAUCUCGGACUUGCUCCAAAACAACGUCGACAUAUCGAAAUUGGUCAUCACAAAGGAACUAACCAAAAGCGAUUACGCAGCCAAACAGGCUCACGUCGAAUUGGCCGCCAAGAUGAAGAAAAGAGACCCCGGAAACGCGCCGAAAUUGGGCGACCGCAUCCCGUACGUCAUUGUUGCUGGCGCCAAAAACGCCAAGGCUUUCGAAAAAGCCGAAGAUCCAAUUUUCGUGCUGGAAAACAACAUACCCAUAGAUUCUUCCUAUUAUCUCGACAACCAAAUCUCCAAGCCUUUGGUGAGGAUUUUUGAACCUGUCUUGGGUGACAACACGGAAUCUAUACUGCUGCGUGGCGAUCAUACGAGAACCAAAGCAAAGAUAACCUCGAAAGUUGGUGCGCUGGCGGCUUUUACGCAGAAAAAGGAGACUUGUAUUGGUUGCAAGUCGGUUUUGGCGAAAGGCUACGAACAAGAAGCGAUUUGCGCGUAUUGUAAGCCGCGGGAGAGCGAAAUCUACCAGCAAGAAUUGUGUCAUCAUAGAAUGUUGGAGGACAGAUUUUCCGAACUUUUUACCGAGUGUCAAAGAUGCCAGGGGUCUUUACACGAAGAGAUUUUGUGCACCAGCAGAGAUUGUCCAAUUUUUUAUAUCAGAAAGAAGGUACAAGUCGAGUUACAAGGUACUAAGAGUAAGAUUGCAAGAUUUGGCGAGCCCAUGGUGCAAGAAGAGCUGUUUUAA